This is a messenger RNA of Gopherus evgoodei (Goodes thornscrub tortoise), 2764 nucleotides long. It is a transcript of the gene TBPL1, whose product is annotated as TATA-box binding protein like 1. Gene Ontology annotation, molecular function: DNA binding; general transcription initiation factor activity. Lineage: Eukaryota; Metazoa; Chordata; Testudines; Testudinidae. The transcript is spliced from 7 exons. Gene Ontology annotation, biological process: DNA-templated transcription initiation. The record is from RefSeq and is a predicted model, not a curated record. Bases 223 to 783 code for a protein of 186 amino acids.
CGGCGGCCGUUCUAGCCGGAGCCGUCUCUAUGGCCGCCGCGUUUUGCGAUGUUUUAUUGUCGCGGGGACAGGGCCCGGGACCCGGAACAACAAAGAGCGAGAGCGACGGGGCGCGUAGCAACCGGGCCGCGCGCGGCGGAGCCGGGGACACUCAACCGCCGGCUCACGCGAAUGUGAUCUUCAUGGUGUGCUGGUGGGGAAUCUGAGUUUUCAACCACCCCAAUGGAUGCAGACAGUGAUGUUGCAUUGGACAUUUUAAUCACAAAUGUAGUGUGUGUUUUUAGAACCAGAUGUCAUUUAAACUUGAGGAAGAUUGCAUUAGAGGGAGCAAAUGUGAUCUACAAGCGUGAUGUUGGGAAAGUAUUAAUGAAGCUUAGGAAACCUAGGAUUACGGCCACAAUUUGGUCCUCAGGAAAAGUUAUUUGCACAGGAGCCACAAGUGAAGAAGAAGCUAAAUUUGGUGCCAGACGAUUAGCUCGUACUUUGCAGAAACUAGGUUUUCAGGUAAUUUUCACAGAUUUUAAGGUUGUCAAUGUUUUAGCGGUGUGCAACAUGCCCUUUGAAAUCAGAUUGCCAGAAUUUACGAAGAAUAAUAGACCUCAUGCUAGUUAUGAACCGGAGCUUCAUCCUGCAGUGUGCUACAGAAUAAAACCUCUCAGAGCUACCUUACAGAUUUUUUCAACAGGAAGUAUCACAGUAACGGGGCCAAACGUAAAGGCUGUUGCCAGUGCUGUGGAACAGAUUUACCCAUUCGUGUUUGAAAGCAGGAAAGAAAUUUUAUAAUUCACCAUUUAAUGGUUAGGUUCCCUAACCAAGCACCUUUAAAGACUGCUGCACAUUGGACUAAAAGCAAAAAAGGAAAACUGGACCAACAAUAGCUGAGGAAAUACAGACUCUUUUACUUGUUCAUUGCCGCAGUGUAAACUCCAGUCCCUUUGGAUUUUAUUUUGAACAGUGCUGUAUUGUAAAAACAAAAGUUUACAAGAUACGAAAUUGCUGCUUUUAAAAAGACGUUCUAUUUAUUUUUUGCAGUAAUUUCUAUGUAUUCAUUAGCAAACUUGUCACGAUGUGCACUACCUUUCAAACAUUUUUGUUUUUUAGUUUGAGCUUGUGUUUUAUUUGUGAAUAGUCUUUUACAUUUUUGUAUGCUGAAUAUUGGGCACCAAAGAAGCUGUAAAAGUUAUCUUUUUCACUUGAUGAAAGUGCACAAAUAAAAAUUUGGAAAAUCUCUCUUAAUACCUGUUGUUAUAUUCCUUUUCCCUUUUUCUAUUACAAUUAAAAUUGUAUAGUUGCAAAUUAAUUUGGAAACAAUGUAAAUGUAAUCCCUUGCUGAUACUUUUGUUCCUGCUUGUUGUGUGUGUGUGUGUGUGUGUGUGUGUGUGUGUGUGUGUGUGUGUGUGUGUGUGUGUGUGUGUAAAGUAAUAUGCAGAGGGCUAAACUGAAAUCAGUGGUAGUUGCGUACAUGUAUCAGAGGGCAGAAGUUGGUUUGUUGUAUUCUUAGUUCUCUUAACUAAAUACCAAUUUUUAACAGUUUUCUUGCUGUCAUGUUGAAGGGAAUAUGCUUCUAAGCAUAAUGGCCGAUGAGCUUUCAUCUUUAGGUGAUGGAAAAAGCUUACAUUCUGAAGAAGCCUCAGUGGAAAAGACAAGAAACCCUUGUCUAAUGGUUGGAUAUGAAAAAGGAGCCAUCGCAUGAGCUUGUUCCUGGUGACUGACCGUGAAAGAUCAUCUUUUUGGAGCCGAAGCAAAGCAAUGUAAUUACCAUGCUAUUUAUGAAGGACUAACCAAGUCCUGUGUCAUUGGUACUGCAUAAUAGUAUUAUCCUGACAAGGACUGCCAACAAGCAACAGAGCUUGGCUCUCGCAUGUAAUUUCAUUGGUAUUAAUUUUGGACUUGAAAGCCAGUAUUUAUCCUCUUAAUACAUGCUCAUAUGGAACACAGGAGGGGUGAAUACUUAAAGUAAAUGAAAAUGUUACUUUUAAAAGUUACAAUAAAUAUGUAUAAAUGUAUAUAUGUCUAUUUUCCUGUCUGAACCAUCAGAAAUUAACAAAAAAUGCAUUUUGGUACCGCAGGUAGCAACCUUAACUCGAGUCAUAAAAAAUAUAUACUGUGAACAUCCAUAGUACGUGAAAUCCAUAAAUGUGAAACAAAAAUAAAGCACUCUAAAGAAAUCAUAGCUAAAGCACAGCAGCCUACCCUUUAUCCUGUGUGUAGAGAAGAAAUGGAAGGAAUUGCGAACAGCCAUUGUGUCUUCAUGUGGAAAUGGCAGAGGAAGGGAAACAAACAGUAAAUAUACAGUCAAGGUUGGUAGAGGAAAAGAAUAUCCAGCAGUGAAAAGGCAGAAUGAAUUACUGGUAGCCAAAGGCAUUAAGUGAAAUAAGAAUGGUUUUUACAGUUGUAUCAAUGAAGGUUGUGUGUGAGGGUAGAGAGAGAAUGUCUGGCCUUCAAUAAAUGUGAGAAACUAAACUGACUCUAAAAUCACUGAGAAAAAUUAAAAAUUUAUCUUUAAGUAACUGAAAAGAGAAAUAUGUCUGUACAGAUGUUGGUUAAAAGGCAGUUAAAGGAAUACUUGCAAACACAAAUUGGCGUGUUUGUAGAGUAUCUUAUGGAUUCUACAGUGUCCUGAACCAGUGGGAGUUAUCUGAAAAGUCAUGGAGAACAAGGGCGGUAACAAGGUGAGGGAGGAAGGGGGAAGCAAAUGUGGUAGCCAAUCUUGUUCAUUACUGUUAAGUAAAUGUGCCUAAUAAAAUUGUGUCCUCUGUCUUAA